AUGGCAUCGGGGGAUGAUAGAAUUCCAGUGACAGUUUAUUACGAAUCCCUUUGUCCGGAUUCAAUAGCUUUCGUAACGAAUCAACUCGCACCCGCUCAAAGUACAAGAUUGAAAAAUUACAUGGACGUGCAAUUGGUACCCUACGGUAAAGCAUCACAUUCAAGAUCAGAGGAAAAUAAUCAAAAAUGGGAAUUCAAAUGUCAUCACGGACCUGUCGAAUGCUACGGUAAUAAAGUACACGGAUGCAUAUUGAAACAAAUACCGGAAGAAAACGAUCAAUUCAAAUACAUCGAUUGUCUCAUGAAACAAGCCAAAGUUAUGAGAAACCAAUAUCCGUUGAGUCCGUGCAUUGAGGGUGCGGAUUUAACGACGGUUACAUCUUGCGCCAACGGUACGUACCCGAACGCAAUGGGUGCAAAUUUAUUGGCGGCAAACGGUGACGAAACGGCAAAAUUGAAUCCACCCCUCACGUCAGUGCCGACGAUAGUCUUCAAUAGAACGUACAACAAAACGGAAUCGGAUAUGGCGCAGAAAAAUUUCCGUAAAGUUCUUUGCUCUUAUUUAGAAGGAGAAUGUCCGGUCGAAUGUUACAUAUCGUCAUCUAGUACAAAAUUAUUUUUACCAUCUACGGCCGCCAUCUUGUUUUUCAUAAUCCUUCGUUUUUUUUAA
This is a messenger RNA of Pediculus humanus corporis (human body louse), 669 nucleotides long. RefSeq names its product gamma-interferon-inducible lysosomal thiol reductase precursor, putative. The record is from RefSeq and is a predicted model, not a curated record. Lineage: Eukaryota; Metazoa; Arthropoda; Insecta; Psocodea; Pediculidae. The transcript has a single exon. Gene Ontology annotation, molecular function: oxidoreductase activity, acting on a sulfur group of donors, disulfide as acceptor. Bases 1 to 669 code for a protein of 222 amino acids.